Molecule: messenger RNA, 660 nt
Organism: Alligator sinensis (Chinese alligator)
Lineage: Eukaryota; Metazoa; Chordata; Crocodylia; Alligatoridae
Gene: MAZ
Product: MYC associated zinc finger protein
Exons: 5
Coding region: 67-660 (197 amino acids)
Biological process (GO): regulation of DNA-templated transcription
Molecular function (GO): DNA-binding transcription factor activity, RNA polymerase II-specific; RNA polymerase II cis-regulatory region sequence-specific DNA binding
Source: RefSeq, a predicted model, not a curated record
ACAGGGGGGGGCCUGGUGACCACCACAGCCUCGGGCAAGCGCAUCCGCAAGAACCACGCCUGUGAGAUGUGUGGCAAGGCCUUCCGUGACGUCUAUCACCUCAACCGGCACAAGCUGUCGCACUCGGACGAGAAGCCCUACCAGUGCCCCGUCUGCCAGCAGCGCUUCAAGCGCAAGGACCGCAUGAGCUACCACGUGCGCUCGCACGACGGGGCUGUGCACAAGCCCUACAUCUGCAGCCACUGCGGCAAGAGCUUCUCCCGGCCAGACCACCUGAACAGCCAUGUGCGCCAGGUGCACUCCACAGAGCGGCCGUUCAAGUGUGAGACGUGCGAGGCGGCCUUCGCCACCAAGGACCGGCUGCGGGCCCACACGGUGCGGCACGAGGAGAAGGUGCCGUGUCACGUGUGUGGCAAGAUGCUGAGCGCCGCCUACAUCACCGACCACAUGAAGGUGCACAGCCAGGGCCCCCACCACGUCUGCGAGCUCUGCAAUAAAGGUACCGGUGAGCCCUGCCCGCUGGCGGCCGCGGCGGCUGCGCCCCCAGUGUCGGCGGUGACGGUGCUGGCAGUGCGGGGUGGCGGGCUCCUUCCCUGCCCGUGUGUGCGUGUGCAUGGCUGUGUGUUCGCGGGUGGGCGCGUUCCCCCCGUGCAUGUGUGA